Thunnus maccoyii (southern bluefin tuna) is the source of this 2213-nucleotide messenger RNA. Its product is annotated as 5-hydroxytryptamine receptor 3A-like. Gene Ontology annotation, molecular function: neurotransmitter receptor activity; transmembrane signaling receptor activity; extracellular ligand-gated monoatomic ion channel activity. Gene Ontology annotation, cellular component: membrane; neuron projection; synapse. The coding region runs from base 159 to 1160 and encodes 333 amino acids. Gene Ontology annotation, biological process: regulation of membrane potential; monoatomic ion transmembrane transport; signal transduction. The transcript has 7 exons. NCBI's taxonomy places the organism in Eukaryota, Metazoa, Chordata, Actinopteri, Scombriformes, Scombridae. The record is from RefSeq and is a predicted model, not a curated record.
UUAACAUUAUCCCUUGUCCUUACUUUCUGAUUUCCUGUUUUUCUGUGUAGAGCUGGAAGAAUGAACACAUUACAUGGAAUCCAGAUGACUUUUGUGGACUUGAGCGUAUAAUAGUUCCUGCUGACAUUUUGUGGAAGCCAGAUCUCACUAUUGAAGAGAUGACAGAAAAGGACAAGACCCCUCCAAGUCCUUAUCUCACUAUUGAAUCUAAUGGUAUCAUUGAAUGUAGGGACCAUGUGGUGUUAGUAAGCACCUGCAGGAUGCAAGUUCACGAAUUCCCCUUCGACAUUCAGACCUGUAACCUCUCGUUCAAGUCUGUCGUUCACAAUGUUGAGGAAUUGGAUCUUCAUACUCAACUCGGUGCUUCAACGGCCACAGCGUGGUCUCAUGGCUUGAUGACUCAGAACGAGUGGCUGUUAAUCAACCAGACAGUCACCAGUACAACAGUCAACAGAUUUGCCUUCGAUCAAAGCAUGAUUGUUUACACUAUCAAAAUGAAGAGGCGAUCAAUCCUCUACAUUGUCAACUUCUUGCUGCCCAUCAUGUUCUUCUUGUGUCUGGACUUGGCCUCCUUCCUGAUCUCAGACAGUGGGGGCGAGAAGCUGAGCUUCAAGGUCACUGUGCUGCUCGCUGUCACUGUGAUGCAGCUUAUUCUCAAUGAAAUUCUGCCUUCCUCAUCAGACAGGACUCCACUUAUAGAGGUUUACUGCAUGGGGGUUUUUAGUUUGAUGCUGCUCAGCCUCCUGGAGACCAUUGUUGUGAUGUAUCUGAUGGAGAAAGACUCUGCAUCCCGAGACAACAAGGCAGACAGAGACCAAAGCCUGACUGAGGACUGUGGAGACAAACAUAGCAAAGAGGAGAAGAAAUGGACUUGUGCAUGCAUCUCUGAUGUGUCUGCUGAUGAAACUCCAUCUGAACUGCUGAAGGUAAGCAGCAGCCAACUGACAGAGGAGUCCCAUGCCUCUGAAAAGCUCUCAGAUGAUCUGAGGGAGGUGGUGAAAACACUGGCUCUGCUCCUCAACAGCAGCAAGGAAGAAGUGAAGCCCGGCUACUGGACCAGAAUGGCUAAAACAAUCAACAGAGUUUUCUUCAUUUUCUACAUCAUAGCUGCCAGUCUGUUUUUAGUCAUUAUAUUUUUCAAAUGGUAUGUUACAUAUUAAGAAAUAACAAGCGCAAAAUAAUGAAACACAUGAUUGAGUUAUAGUCCUCUUUAUUACAACUAGCGAGGCUUACUAUCAUGUGACUUCAAUGACUGGGAUACGAAAUUACAACCUAUGAAACAUUUCCCUGUAUACAUGGACUCAAACCUACUAUGUCUGUGUUCACCCCUGUUGUUCAGCUCCAUUAGUCUGUUGAAAACAAAAAAGAUCUCUUGUUGGUCUUUGCAGGCCAUUUAGGGGUCACACUGGCUUGUUAUGUGAGGCUUCAGCUGUCCGAAUUAGUCAAAUCAAGUGGGUAUAUUCCUUCCUUCCUCCAUGCUUCACAUGUACUUAGUAUCAGCCUGCGACACUAGUAUGGUUGUAUUAUGAAGUUAUAGUAACAUGUCAUCAAGUAGUAGAUUUAUGUCUUUGAUAUGUAAUAUGCAUGGUCCUAAUGUUCAAUACAUUACGAAAAUGUAUCAAAAGAGGAAGCAAGUCAUUCCCACGUUAUUAUGGAUCCCACUGCUUUUCUUGGCAAGACACGCCCUGCUCUGCCUCCGACUGGCUAAUACUCAUUGCCUUUGUAGGUUGGGUUGAUUAGAUUUAGGCAUAAGGAGUGAGAUUGGUUAAAAAAAAAAGUUUUACCUGAUAAUGGUGCUACAUGUAAAGUUAGAAGAUCAAGUUCAUCUUGAUGGGAACAUGAAUAUCUGUAGCAAAUUCACUUUUUGUUGUUGUUGAGCUAUUUCAGGAUGGAGCACAGUGCUGAAACGACCGACACUGUCAUUCUUAGAGCCACACUGCUAGCAUGGUUAAAAAAAUAAUGAUCAAAAUUGAUGCGGCAGAGGAAGAUAUAUCUUUAAGAUAUAAGAUAUAUACUUUCAGUCCCCACUAUGAGUUCAGUUGGUUCAGUAAUUUAAUGCCUAAUGUGCAUGGUGCCCAUUCAAAUCUGUAUCUGCAUUACUCUGCUCUAUAUAAACAUAAAAGAAUAACGGUCCUGAUAUCUGUUUUCUAUACUGUCUCUAAAAAUAUGUAUCAGACUCUUUGUAGUCCAUCAAUAAAUCAUAAAAAUUCUCU